AUGUCUUCCGCCCAACCCACCACCACAGACAACUCCGCUGUUGAUGCUAAGGACGCUGCAUUUGGCUUCGCAUGUCUUCGAAACAUCCGCGACGGCAAGGUCAACCUCGUGGGCGUUGCGAAUGCUCUCAACUACAGCAACGUCAGAAGCGUGGGUAACCGAUUCCGUGCCCUCCGCGAAAAGUACGGAUUUACUGGACUUGAGUGCACCACGGCCGACCCGGGUGCCAAAGUCAGUCCGCAGAAGAGAAAAGCUGCUACCGGCGCUACCGGCGCUCCUGGUGACGACGAUAACCAGGACAACGGCGAUGGGCAGGACGGCGAAGAUGCUGCGGCUCCUCCUGCUAAGCGCAAGCCCGGAAGACCGAAGAAGGGGACCGGCAAGGGUGCCGGGCGAGGCCGCAAGAAGGCUGUCGCCGCCGAACCUGUGGACGAACAGGAUGACGCCGGUGCUUCUGGUGGUGAAGAGGCAGACGCUGAUGCCGAGGUUCCUGUCAAAGGGGAAUUCGAUAAAACAGCCUGA
This is a messenger RNA of Aspergillus mulundensis, 522 nucleotides long. RefSeq lists its product as uncharacterized. The record is from RefSeq and is a predicted model, not a curated record. Bases 1 to 522 code for a protein of 173 amino acids. The transcript is spliced from 3 exons. NCBI's taxonomy places the organism in Eukaryota, Fungi, Ascomycota, Eurotiomycetes, Eurotiales, Aspergillaceae.